Molecule: messenger RNA, 681 nt
Organism: Daphnia pulex (common water flea)
Lineage: Eukaryota; Metazoa; Arthropoda; Branchiopoda; Diplostraca; Daphniidae
Exons: 2
Coding region: 162-599 (145 amino acids)
Source: RefSeq, a predicted model, not a curated record
AUUAGCAAUCUCAUUAGCCUACAUUACCCCAAAACUUUACCCCCCUAAAAAAAGAUAUUCCAGGAAAAGGGAAGCCCCAUUUAAUUUAAAUAGCGUAACAUCUUCUGGUUGUCAUAUCAUUCUUCUUUCAGCAAGCAACAGAGUAACUUCACCAAUUCACCAUGGGUCAAAAGCAAUCUUCGUCCGAAGUCACCGACUCCGAGAUGGCCAUGACCAACAGAACUGAUUUGUCUUCCCAAUUUACAAACGUCAUGAGCAAGUCAUACCAGACGGAUGAAUGCUUCAACUGCGGUGCCGCACUGGAGGAUAGCAACUUGUAUAACUCGUCGACGAGCUCAUCGAGAACCCCGAAAUCAUCGACGGAACUUACCGUCCGAUGCCGUCAAUGUCGCGUUUGUGAUUCGACGAAUGUUAUCUUGGAAAAAUUCCGGUCUGUCGUCACAUCAUCCCCUCGUUCUAUUCCGAUUGUGCCGUCUGCCCAUAACGAGUCGAACCAAUUUAGCCACACGAAUCAUCACCUUAUGAGGACUAAUUCAUCACAUGACAUGCCCAAUAACGCCACAAGCACUUUUACCGAGUCCUCGUCGACCUGUGUUUAACUCUAUACAACCCUACAUUUUGUACAUUGAUGAAUAGCUGUAAAAUAAGUUUUUGAAAUAAAUGUUGAACUUUGAAUUUAAA